CUUGGUUUGCAGUGCGGAGGUUUUAUAACAGCAGUGUUAUGUACACACCCUCAGCACGAGCUAAUGGUAUAUUUAAUCUAAGACUUUAACUUACAGCUUCACAACAGCCAAUAAAAUGGUGAACAUCGGUCUCACCAAAGUGGACGAUGCGCUGGCAGCAAAACAUCCGGGUUUAGGGAGUUAUACUGCCUGUCAGUCUCACGCCUUCAUGAAGGGAACUGGGACCUUUAUUCUUGGCGCUGCCGGUUUAUUUGCCCUUCAGAAGGGUCUCCAGAGGAAGCUUCCUUAUCCUCUCCAGUGGAAUCUACUAAUUUCAAUAGUGGCCUCAUCAGUGGGAAGUUAUGCAGUGACUCGCUGGGAAACACAGAAAUGCUCAGACCUUUGGUUGCUGCUAGAAACAGGCAAAGUCCCUGACAGAUCGCCACCACAAGUACCUAAACCAGAGGAAUCAAAAGGACCCGAGAAGACAAAAUAUGGAGAUGUGAUGGAAUGAACAUAGUUUUAAACAGAUUUGUGUAUCUACUGUAUAUAAAUACAUGUUUUCAGAAUAUAUUCAUUCAUAAUAAUUCAGAUAAGCUGGGUGUGAGAUAGUACAUACUGUAUUUUUACAUCCCAGUGUUAUUUUUCCUCCUUUAUUUCUAUUUUCUUCUCAAUACACCAUAUGAAUGAAGUGUCUUUUUUUUCUCAGAAUUUGUAGAGCUUUUGAAUUUCAUAACAGCAUUACUGUGUGGAUAAACAAGAUGAGUUUCCCGAAUCAGAGGUCAGGAAUUAGUUUGAGUUCUUUAGGAGGAAUCCCAUGCUAAGCUUGUGAUCCGGUAUUAUUAUUUGGAUGCAUUUGUUUGACAUGCAACAGAAUUAACACUGCAUUGCCACAACCAGCCACUAGUUGUCAUCGUAUACCUCAUGGGAUUUGCAGAGCUCUAUCUUGUAGUCACUGGUGGCUCAACCAAACCAGUAAAUGACCGGUUUUACUGUUUUCAAGCGUAUGAUCUAAAAUACACAUUGGUGAUUUUAAUCAUAUAUGCCUUGGACUACAGAGGACAACUCAUAGUGGAACGAUUCAUCCUUUUCUAUAAAUAAAUACUCUACUAUUUAAUAAAAUACUCAGGGCAGCAAUGUAAUCCACAUGAAAUCGUUCACGGUUGCUGCCUUAAGCCACUGCAUGUUCAUUCAUCCGUCCUCAGUUCAGUGAUGCUGUAAUUAACCCUGCCACAUAUCAGGAUGACUAAAUAUUAAUCCGGAUUGGAUUUAUAUCAAUUUGGCAUCUGUGCUUAAAAAAAUCAAUUCCAUGAGGUUAGGUGCUAAUUUAUUAGGAAGAUGAAAAUAAAUAUAGAAGUCAUUGCAAAUUCAGUGUUUACCACUUGAUUUAGGCAAACAUGAAAACACGAGCUGAGAAAAGAUUUAAUAUCUUCCUCCAUCCUGCUUAUAAAUGAAGGAUUUUACUGAUUGUCUUGCUUUAUUGAGCUGUAAAAACAUUCUCAAACCCACUCUUUGUUGUAGAUUUUUUAUUAUUGAAAUUAAAUGUUAAAAAGUAUAUAAUACAAUAAAUACUGAAAAAAGGCCAUCCUAUACAGUACUGUA
Morone saxatilis (striped sea-bass) is the source of this 1581-nucleotide messenger RNA. RefSeq names its product transmembrane protein 141 (gene tmem141). The transcript is spliced from 5 exons. Bases 116 to 493 code for a protein of 125 amino acids. The record is from RefSeq and is a predicted model, not a curated record. NCBI's taxonomy places the organism in Eukaryota, Metazoa, Chordata, Actinopteri, Moronidae.